This is a messenger RNA of Labrus mixtus (cuckoo wrasse), 1356 nucleotides long. RefSeq names its product ADP-ribosylation factor-like 2 binding protein (gene arl2bp). The coding region runs from base 71 to 610 and encodes 179 amino acids. Lineage: Eukaryota; Metazoa; Chordata; Actinopteri; Labriformes; Labridae. Gene Ontology annotation, biological process: positive regulation of tyrosine phosphorylation of STAT protein; maintenance of protein location in nucleus. The transcript is spliced from 7 exons. Gene Ontology annotation, cellular component: mitochondrial intermembrane space. The record is from RefSeq and is a predicted model, not a curated record.
GCAGAGACGCACGCCGUUUCCUUGGUAACCACAUUACGUUCGCAAUUUCACCUGUCAGCUUAAUGAAAACAUGGACAUUCAGGAACUGAAAGCCUGGAGCUGUGGAGACAACAUGGUAGAAGUGGUUGAUAUGGACGAAGAGAACUUCGCUACGUCCAGUUCCUCAGCUGCAGAUUCUGCUUUUGAUGCUGUCAUUGGCUGCAUAGAGGACAUCAUCGUGGAGGAGGAGUUCCAGCAGCUUCAGAGAAGCUUCAUGGAAAAACACUACAUGGAGUUUGAAGACUCUGAGGAGAACAAGCUCAGCUACACACCAAUCUUCAAUGAAUAUGUUGACCUGCUGGAGAAACACCUGGAGCAGCAGCUGACGAAUAAGAUCGCCGGCUUCAACAUGAACAAUUUCAUACAGCUGCUCAUGCAACACAAGGAGGAGGUACCAGGGGACAUUUUUGACAUGCUGCUGACGUUUACUGACUUCAUGGCCUUCAAGGAGAUGUUUCUGGAUUAUCGAGCAGAGAAGGAGGGUCGAGGUCUGGACCUAGGUGAUGAACUGCUUGUUACAUCUCUGAUCCCUGCAGGUUCCAAACACAGCAGCAGCACUGAAUUGAAGUGAAACUCACACACUUGAAUGACCUCCUGCUCCAUGUUCCUUAUUAUCCAUGGGCCUUCAGAUUUUCCUUAACUUGUGGUCCCUGUUCUCGUAUAUUCUGUGCUCUGACUUCGAGCUGCAGGAUAAACCCAAGAUAAAUCUACAGUCUGCAGUUUUUUGUUUUUAAUGUGACCAAUGUAAUGGCAUAUGUGUUCCAUGAACCACUUAAGGGAAAAAGAAGAAUCCUCCCCAACCACACCGGUGGACAAAAUAGCUCCUUGAGAUAUUUGUAUUGUGUCACUGGAUUAUGCAGAUAGAGUCCAAAUUCUAACCUUACAUCUUUGUCACAUUUGCCCAAGAGAUUUCUAUUUUCUGCUUGGGUAAGAGAGCAGGAACCCUACACUCUGGUCCUUGUGAAAAAUGAACCUCCUUGUCAUAAGGGGAGACAUUUGAUAUGUUUGAAUUUCUUUGCCCGGUAUUAGAAAAAUAUACCAGAAGUAGAAUAUGUAAGACAAUUUUAAAUUAUUUGUUGCAUUUGAAAACUGAUUGGAUUGAUUUUUGUGCCUGUGAAAGUCAUUUUGAAUGUAUAAGUUGAUUGUGUCUGUGUUUAUGUCUACUAUUAGAAUUAAGAGUUAUCGUUUAAAGGACAAUGUUGAAGUGUUUUUUACAUGACGGUAUUAAUUGUUUACGUUUAAUAAUGUCACUGGUGAAAUGCUGUAUUGACAUUUGUAAGUAGAAAUAUAUUUUAAAAUAAAUAGUUCAAGCCUUCA